AUGGUAUUGAGCCUAAUAUCCAAUGGAGAGGAUAUGCCGCAGUCUAGGUCCCAUUAUAUCCGCGUUCAAACGCUCGGAGCCGAGGCUAUUCCCGAGGCCGAUUCGCUAGCAAUAUCUGAUCAUAAUAGUCAGGUGAUUGAUCAGAUGGAAAGAGCAUAUACCGAAAGACAAGAGCUCCCCCAGGUGAUCGUGGCUAGCCAGCGAGACGAGACGAAUCCAUGGCUUCGGAGGACCCAAUGGGCCGUCUAUCUCCAGGGGAUCAACCCGCACGACCUAGUGGACUGUGUCCGAGCCCCCGAUCCCGAAUCACUCGAUCAGACCGAGCAAGUUGCCUAUGCAAUUUGGAAUUCAAUGGCCGCUGUAGCUCGCAUCAGCCAGUUGAUCUGCACUAAAACGAGCCACACCAUUCGGUGCGAGGCUGUUCGGACUGAACGGGAUCGCCUACCCCAUCAACCACUACAAGCAUAUAUGGAUGCUGAUAACGUUAAGCGACACACGAUCCCGUGGCAGCAGAUUCUCAUGUUUUUCACGCGCACGCAGGCCCCACAUGAUUGGGCUAGCCCCCACUACAGGUUUUCCAAACGCCAGCGAGCGGCUUGGGCCACAUUAUGGAGACUAGCCCAGGCAGAGCUUAGUGCCUCACCCAUCGUAGGCCAGGACAGAGCAGGCCAUUCCAACACAGGGCAGGGCAGGACAGGCCAUUCCAACACAGGCCAUGGCAGGGCAGGCCAUUCCAACACAGGCCAUUCCAACACAGGCCAUUCCAACACAGGCCAUUCCAACACAGGCCAUUCCAACACAGGCCAUUCCAACACAGGCCAUUCCAACACAGGCCAUUCCAACACAGGCCAUUCCAACACAGGCCAUUCCAACACAGGCCAUUCCAACACAGGCCAUUCCAACACAGGCCAUUCCAACACAGGCCAGGGCAGUGAAGAUCUGAGCAGUUCGGACCAAAGCAGUAUACAUUCAGAAAGUGAUUCCGAGGACCAACAGGACCAAAUCACUGGCGAAUCCCCCUUUCAGCUCACUCCCCUUGACUCCGCCUGUCUCGACUUUUGCAUUGAGCUGUUAAACCACCGAACUAAGGUCGAGGACUAUGAGAGCGCGCUCAUCUGCGCUAGCGCGGUGCUUGGACGUGGAGAGGCAGGCUGGGGCACUGCCCAGAGCUAUCCUCCAAUCUUGUCAAAAGUGAUUAAGAUUGCUCGGUUUAUGGUGGUCCACAAAGCAUUAAAGCUAGACCCAACGGCCGAGAAGAUGAUCCACCAACUAGCUACGCAUCAGAUGGCUGGCGAAUGGGAUACAGAGAGUCCGUUAGAUUCACCUGAUUUCACGUUUUUAACGCAAUCAACGGACGAUUCGUUUUACAACGAUAACGGUGGCCUAGAUCAGGGCACACCUCCGUCAUCGCACUUUAUUCAGUUUAGCCAGGGCCAUAGCCAGGUCCACACACAGGGCCACACACAGGGCUAUAGCCAACGGUCAUUCCGGGAGUGGGUGACCGAGAUGGUCAGCCAGUUUAUGGUCCGCGGCACCAACAGUCCAAUGCAGUGGCUGUUAGAUCUACGCACCUACGGCUUAAAGAUCCAUUAUAACAGCACCGCCACAGGCCAUGUUGGCUGGAUGAACCAAGACCAGCUGUUAUAUCAACACUACAGUUUCACUAUGGGUGACUUCCGCGGCUUUACCCACGGCCUCGUAAGCUCCACACGCCAGAUACUACACGAAGAGCUCCUGUUUAGUCAGGCUAGCUCAGUUCCCACGAUCCCGUGGCAGGCUAUCUAUGAUGAUCCCACCGAGACCGCGCACGGGUGGAGCUUUCUGAAAGACACCCUCCAUUUCCGCGAGAAACUAGCUAUUGCUAUUCACGUCAGCGGAGGCCAGCCUGCACGGGCACCAGAGCUGUUAAGCAUUCGGCACUACAAUACUGAUAGUGGAGGCCACCGGAAUGUGUUUGUCGAAGAUGGUCUGGUAGCGUUUGUUACGCAGUACCACAAAGGGUUUUAUAGUACGAACGACGUGAAGGUUAUUCAUCGGUAUCUACCCCGGGAAGUCGGUGAGCUAGUGGUUUGGUAUCUAUGGCUAGUGCUGCCGUUUGUGGAGAGAUUGGAGGCGUACACACAGAAGGUGCGCGGGGAGGCAUCUGAUGCUGAGACGACCGGCCCCCGUCGACAGGCAUAUCUAUGGUCCCCUGACCCUGGCACCGGCCGACAGUGGUCUUCAGAGAGACUCAGAGAAGUUCUAAAGCGAGAAACCACCAUUGGUUUGAACGGGCACGCCAUCAAUCUCCAUGCAUACCGAGACAUCGCUAUUGGGAUCAGCCGACGAUUCAUGCGGCCAUCGAGCAUAUUCCCCAAUAAUGCCCAACAGGACAGCCGGGCCGAGGCAUCCCAAGAAGAUGACGAAGAUGGGAUCAAUGCCGAGCAAUGGAUGGGCCAUAUUGCCGAUCUCCAAGCAGCCCAUUCAUCCCAUGUGGCCGGGAUGAUCUAUGGCCGCGGGAUCACCGAGCAGCCCGGUACAACGGCCCACCGGCGAGAGAUGUUUCGGCUCAGCAGCACCGAUUGGCACCGCUUUCUAGGCUUUGUGUCCGCUGAUGACGGAGGGGCCGAGAGCGCAUUAGGGCUCGCGCAGCCUUCGCCAUGGCAAAAGGAAGCUGAGAUGAGCCGUACGGAGCGCCGGUGGCAGCUAGCUCAGGCCGCCAUCGAGCCCGAAAUGCAACGGAUGAUGGGCAACACCGGGCUACGGCUUCGAGGGGUGCAGGCACCGGCAUUAGCUGCCAUUCAACAGGGCCAGAGCCUAUCCCACGGGGGUACCUGGAGUCACGGUGACUCCAGGUUAGGGUUUUUCUUUUACUAUGGGAGGAAAAGUGGGUCCAUACCCUGA
Molecule: messenger RNA, 2883 nt
Organism: Penicillium soppii
Lineage: Eukaryota; Fungi; Ascomycota; Eurotiomycetes; Eurotiales; Aspergillaceae
Exons: 3
Coding region: 1-2883 (960 amino acids)
Source: RefSeq, a predicted model, not a curated record